AUGACUACCCCACCAGCCACCAUAACGCCUCAUAACGUUAUCAAUCCUCUCUUGAAAUAUCCGAAUUACGAAACACCAGCUAACAUGCAUGAACAGCCAAAGCGAGAGCGCAGCAGAGUUGCACAGCGCGAGUAUCGCAAAAGACAUGCCUCAAAGUUCAACACUCUCAAAGAUGAGAAUCAGAGAUUGAGGAAUGCCUUGAAAAGAAUUGAGAAAGUCGCGCUGAAGCGUGGUGGAAAGGACCAAGAACUUGAGGCGGCGCUGGCUGAAGCGAGAGAAACUCUCGGGGAAGAGACCGAAAGUCGAGCUUUGACAACUUCUGGUUCAAUAGAUACUGAUCCAAUCUCUGCUGAGAGAUUAUCGUAUCUUUCAGGGUUGUUGUCGUCGGAUAUUAUGCUUCAUGCUCAAUCUCUGGGACAAAACACCGCUCCUCCUCGUCUAAGUCUAGAGCAGCAACUCUGGACUAACACCGACAGAUUGGCUCGUAUCUUUGAAGCUCCUUCAGAUGCAGGCAAAUAUCUCGGCGACGGUCUUUACACAUUUGCGGGAACACUGUACUGGGCAUGUACACGAAACACAGUAUCGCUAUGGGAGACAUACAAGCUCAACAUGCUUGGUAAACCCGGACUGCCAGCCCAAAACCCCAUGGACCGAUUAUUCAACCACUCAAAGCAUCUGAAUGAUCGAAGAUUCCUGCUUUCACUUGCGCUGGCUCGACUAGAGUACAAGCACAAAGGCUUCAUCGAUCUUCCACGUGCAGGAACCGAAAUGGUGUGGAAAUCAGUGUUGCCCGAUCUACGACGAAAAAUGGAACAGGAACUAGUCGAGAAAGGACAAGGACCCGAAUGGUGGAAGACUCCAGGGGAAGUUGAGAAUCAUUUGCGGAAGUAUCUCGAACCAGCAGAGAUUGACGAGUUACAAGCUCUUGUGGAGGGGAGAGGAUCAGAGGAGGUUAUGACCAAGUAUAAACCUUUGGUCGAGAUGAUGAUUGCUGAAUUUGUUUGUUUUCCGGAUGGACCGAGAUGGAAUCUUUUAUCCCUGGAUGUCUACAACAACGAUCUAAAAUCACGUCUGGCCUCUGUCCUCCCAAAACGUCACGACUUUACAAUCUACCACAUUUCAACACCCCCCACAAAGACCGACCCUCUCUACUCUCCACCACCAAACGAACGUCCCGAGCGAACGUAUUGCGAAAACCAUUUCCUCGCUGUUUCAAUCGAUGCAGAAGGCAAGCAAGUUUUAGUAUUAGGAGUCGAAGUAUUCAUCUAUACGACUGCUCGAUCGACUACGUUAUUCGUUUCAAAGGCUGAUUCAACGGGGUAUCUUACGCUUCUCAAUCUUCCCAAGGGAACACCGAGUCCUAUUCGUGAGAUAUGCGCCACGUUCGUUGGGUUCCUUGUUGAGAAAAGGAAAAGGAAGGAUAUCCAAUUCAUCGUCAACUUAUUCGCCCGUGCGCAAGAUCAGUAUCUGUUUCCUGGAAGUGUCGACAAUAAGGGGAAGCAUGUCCUUGAUGACCGCGGUCUUAUCAAAUGGUGGUGUCGCGUGCUCGAUCCCCUUCUUGGACCUGCGCCAAAGUCGGUAGAAGCACCAUGGAAGAGUUCAAAAGGAUAUAUCGUCGUACCAGGGUUGGAGCCAAAUGAAAUUCGAGCGAUGACACCUCGAAGAACAGACGCUGCUUGGGAGUUUACGCAUCCGCUUGAAAGAAUAUCACACUAUUAUCGAGAAUUUGACUGGGUACCUCCACGAUGUCUGAUCCCACACUUUCCUGACGAUCCCAAAUCACGAUUCCGGGACGAACUUGAUGAAGAGGCUGCAAGUUCACAGGCAAUGAAGACGCAGGGUAGCUGGAAGAGUGUCAAGACUCUCGACAUGUUUUGGGAAAUGAUGGCCUUCCGACAAGAAUGCUCCAGUGGUCGCAUGACAGGGUUUAUCUGGCUAGUCUUUGACGACAAGGAACCAGAACCAGCAGCAAGCGAGUCUUUCCAAUCGAAAAAUCCACCGUCAACACCAAAGGCGCAGCGAAUCGCUCAAAUAACACCAAGCACAACACCUCGAAAACUCUUCCCUUGCAAGAAUCAGCCAGAGACUAAGGCAAAGAAGAAGAAACCCAAAAAAAGACUCACGGGUCCUAUCGUCCCUCGGAAGCCCCAAAUCAAGCGGGCAAAACACAACUAUCUCCUUGAUCGUCCUGCCAAUACGGCAUAUUACUCAUGGACGCCUGAAGGUCGUGGCGAGAAGAUUGUUGAUGAGGCAACCUACAAGCGUAUUGUAGAGUUGCUACUACACCUCGACUUUGCUACCCUCAACAAAGCGGUUGGUAGUACACGCCGCUGGUUGAGUGAAGGCGGAGGCGGUGGUAAAUGGGGUGUUGUUGUAUCUGGUGCACGCGAGACGCCAACUCAAACAAUUCAUAAUCGCGAAAAUGGUGUAAACAAUCUUACGGGGCUUGUGAAGAGGAAGCGAACUGACUCGACUGUUGAUGAGUCUCAAAAUAAGGUUAAUGUCCUUGGAGAGGGGCUCGUCAAGAAGAAGCCAAAAGAGGAGUCCAAGGUUAUAAAUGUACUUUCCACUGGUCUGAUUAGAAAGAAGCCCAAGGAGUAA
This is a messenger RNA of Fusarium redolens, 2601 nucleotides long. RefSeq names its product histone acetylation protein-domain-containing protein. Gene Ontology annotation, biological process: DNA damage response. Gene Ontology annotation, molecular function: histone H3K56 acetyltransferase activity. The record is from RefSeq and is a predicted model, not a curated record. The coding region runs from base 1 to 2601 and encodes 866 amino acids. Gene Ontology annotation, cellular component: nucleus. The transcript has 4 exons. Lineage: Eukaryota; Fungi; Ascomycota; Sordariomycetes; Hypocreales; Nectriaceae.